This is a messenger RNA of Callorhinchus milii (elephant shark), 1203 nucleotides long. RefSeq names its product TRAF interacting protein with forkhead associated domain (gene tifa). The transcript has 2 exons. Gene Ontology annotation, biological process: canonical NF-kappaB signal transduction. The record is from RefSeq and is a predicted model, not a curated record. Gene Ontology annotation, molecular function: protein binding. The coding region runs from base 271 to 861 and encodes 196 amino acids. Lineage: Eukaryota; Metazoa; Chordata; Chondrichthyes; Chimaeriformes; Callorhinchidae.
ACAGGCGCCGCCCGGAGUGCGAUUGGUCGCUGGAGAUGUCAUUAACCGCAACAGCGUCGACACUAAUAUUUUGUUCACUCAGUGCAUCUCCCAACAGCAAAGCUCUCAGUCAGUCACUCACCACCAGCGGCUCAAUCCACUGCAGUGCCACAACGCCGAGGCUGAGAGCUGCAGCGCGUCUCUCAAGCAACGUUGGUACUCCCUCUCUCCCUCUCUCUCGUUAGCUCCAGUCGGAACAAGUUGGAACAGAAGAAGAAUAAACUUGACAGAAUGUCUUGUGACAGAACAGCCUUUGAAACUGCUGAGACGGAAGAGACCAUAACUUGUCUGAACAUCCAUAUCUACCAUCCACAGCCGACCGUGUUUCAGUCUCUCACUUUGGACAAGAAGUUGAAAUUCCGAACUGAUGAGGUGCUGAAGUUUGGACGUGACUCAAAUAUCUGUAAUUUUCCGUUAAUAGACAAACGGGCCUCACGAAUCCAGUUCAGCAUUCAGGCUGUUAGAUUCCUUGAAAGUACAGAACUUUGUUUUGAAAUUAAAAAUUUGAGCCUAAAGACUAAAAUCUCUGUGGAUUUUGCAAUCUUGAAUCACCUCAACAAGGUAGAGUUGUUAAGGAGGGGCCUGUUGCGGUUUGGUGAGUAUCAGCUUUGCUUGGAAAAAGAAGAUGGAGAAUCCAGAGAACAGUUUGAAAUCCUUUUCAAGUUGUCCCUCGUUCCACUGUAUUCAGAGAGAGUGGUGGAGUCUCUAAACAUUUCAGUUCCUGAAUCUGGCAUCUUGAACAAUGGAGGGAUUACAUCUUCUCUCAGUUCUUUGGCGAUUCCAGUGGAGAUGGAUGAAAAUGACUUAAAUAAACCAACUUAGUCUCAUAGCAACAGACGACAAAAUUUGCGAUAAGCCUUGGUCUGUGCUGAGUAGGCUGACCUCGGCUGGAGAUCAGUGUUCUAAAUGACCUGAGUGGGGCCAUCGUGUGCACAAAAUGGUGUACAUUAAAGGGUGUAUGUAUAAUGGCACAUUGGAGAAUCCCUGAGAUUAACAUGUAAACUGCUAGACAUAACGUUAUACAACAAAAUCUAAUAGUUGUCUAUUUAGUCUCUUUUAGUAUCCAAUAUAAUUUAAUUGGUAUUUAAUUGUAGUAAUGAGUGAUGAUAAUGAGAAAAAUAAUCGUUACAUUUGUUAUAGUGCCUUUCACGUAUGGAGGAUCUC